This is a messenger RNA of Cyprinus carpio (common carp), 825 nucleotides long. RefSeq names its product choline O-acetyltransferase-like. Gene Ontology annotation, cellular component: neuron projection; cytoplasm. The coding region runs from base 61 to 297 and encodes 78 amino acids. The record is from RefSeq and is a predicted model, not a curated record. Lineage: Eukaryota; Metazoa; Chordata; Actinopteri; Cypriniformes; Cyprinidae. Gene Ontology annotation, molecular function: choline O-acetyltransferase activity. Gene Ontology annotation, biological process: neuromuscular synaptic transmission; acetylcholine biosynthetic process. The transcript is spliced from 2 exons.
UCUGUAAGGGUGUUUCUGACUGAGGGUCUCCACAGGACAGAGUUUGCAGAGAAACUCAAGAUGAAGAGAGAAACAGCCGAAGCCCAUAGCGACUGCACUAUGCUGCCCAAACUCCCUGUGCCGGACCUGCAGCACACACUGGAUGCCUACCUAAGAUCCGUCAAACACCUCGUUCCUGAAACGCAGUUCCUGAAGACCAAAGCCAUAGUGGAGAUGUUCGGCAAACACGGAGGCGCUGGAGAAAGACUGCAAAAACUGCUGCUGGAGAAAAGAGAAAAGACAGAAAACUGGGUAUAAACACACUUUCAGAGCUCCAACCCUGAGCUAUUACAGGAACUGAACCCAGUGUGCACCUCCAGAUGCACCAAAUUAUUAUUAAAGUCCCAUUAAAACAGAUGAAGAAAAAUAAUGAGCAACUGAUCUGUGGCUAUUGAUCUGUCUGCCAGGAAACAUCACAGCUUUAAUGUGACAGCAGCACUUGAUAUAUAAUGGCACUUUACUAAAAUAAUAUUUUAUGGUGCCUUUGUCCCUCUUUAUCUUUCAAAGUCAGUGUAGCUUCCCGCCUCAAACGUGUUUAAUUAGAGCUCAGGAAAUGAUGAGCUGAUGAUUCUGCUGUGUUUAUCUCAGGUGUUCGACUUCUGGCUGGAAGACAUGUAUCUGAAGAACAGACUGGCGCUUCCCGUGAACUCCAGUCCUGCGCUGGUUUUCCCCAAACAAUCCUUCAGAGACGUGAAAGAGUCUCUGGUGUGAGUAAAUAAAGAGCACUAAUUAAUUCAUGCGCACAUAACGUCAAGUCAAGUCAAGUCACCUUUAUUUAUAUAGUGC